Symbiodinium sp. CCMP2456 is the source of this 867-nucleotide messenger RNA. Lineage: Eukaryota; Dinophyceae; Suessiales; Symbiodiniaceae. The record is from the annotation of a GenBank genome assembly.
GAUCCCGAGGCUGACAGCAUGCUGCUCCGCGGUACAGAGGACGGCACAAAGGAGCCGUCGCCCGAUGCUUCCUGUACAUGUCGCCGUGCUUUCAUGGCAUCUGGAGCCUUGACUCUGGCGUUUGCUUGCGGGGCCUUGGCCGUUGCCAUGGUUCUGAGAAGGGAGCCUCCGGCAAAGUCGGAGCAGCCCUUCAUUGGGCCUUUGCCACCAAUGCCUCACGACAGUAUCGACGAAGCCGACUACAAGUGGAUGCAGAACCCGGGCGUGGUCGAGAUGCCAACGAAACGUCAGCUCGGCGAGCUACUGAACACAGUCAAGGCGCUCUAUCCAGAUGGCGAAGUCUGGGAGCAGGUGAAAUACCUUGACAUCGACCACUCGGAUCCGAACAAUCUCAAGUUCGACUACAACAUGAAGCUUUUCAAGAACGCGACGAAGCUGCGAGAAGCAACGCAAGCUCCGAGAAGGAAGCUACAGCAGAACAUUGAGCAGGUUCCGCCCGAUGAUGUGGGGAAGCUGGACGUCAUGCGGCAGAUGCUUUGGGCCCUUUGUGCUAUCGAUGCCUCGCAGAUCAUUUCGAGCAUUGGUCAGGUCAUCAUUAACAUCCGCACGGUGACGAAGUCUUGCAAGAGUCCCUACCCCUUGGAUGCCGCCCAGCAGGAUUCCUGCGCAGCUAUGGUCCAACUGAACCUGGCGAUUUGGGGCUACAUCGCUAUCUACAUCGAGGAUAUGGUCAACUCCUGUGGUCCAACCUUCAAUGUCCAAGCCGGCUGCGCCAUCGACUUGACAGGCUUCCUGGCCAAUGCUGCCCUGGUCGGUGCAGCUGGAGCAAACAUGAGGUCCAGCUGCCUGCCCAAACACGGCUACUGG